AUGGAUGAAUAUUUAAGGAAGAAAUAUAUGAAAAAGGAAGCGAAAAAGGAUAAGAAAUGUAAAAAAAAUAAUAUAAAAAUAUAUGAUAGCGAAGAAAAUGAGAAAGAAGCUCAAAGUAAUAUAAUGAAUUUCAAUUCUGAUGGUGAGAAUUUUUUAGAGUCGGAGUCGGACCGAAGUUCUGAUAUCCCAAUAACAAUUACGGAACAGAAUAGUAUGGAAAUAGUGAAUAUAUCAAAAGAAAACAAAAAAAAAAUUUUGGAGAAUUUGAAUAGUGAAUUGUUAACAGAAAAGACGGUUAAAAAAAUAAAUAAAAACAAAUACGACACAAAUAUUAACAAAUUUAUUAGAGAAAAUAAUAAUAGACACAGUCAAAAGAAUCCAAAAUGUGGAAAAACAUACACUUCUUCGAGUAAAAACAGCAGCUGUAGUGAGAAAGCAUCGAGAGAUGAUAAUUCUUAUAAAAAUAACUCAUUACAACUUGAUGAAAAAGAAAAUGGUUGGUGUAUUCCUCCCCAUGUAGGAAAAUGUCGUUCACCACAUCAGACAGCAAGUCCUAGAAAAUCAUAUGAUUAUGAAAGUGAUUCAGAUUUGUCUUUGCCUCGAAAGUUAAGAAGUGGAAGUGAGAGUGAAUAUAGCUUGGAAGAGGCACGAAGCACAAAAACAAGAUGCGGGCAGAUGAAAAGAUACUCGUCGAGAAGGGAACCAGAUGGAAAGGUGUCAAAAUUUAUAAGAAAAUCUGAACAUGAUCAUAAUAAUGAUGAGGAUGUUUAUAAUGAGGAAGAAAUUGGAUAUAUCAGAUCGCCUAGGAUGAUAGAGAAAAAAAAUGAGUUAUUUGUAACUACAUCAAGAGAUAAAAAAGAGAAAGAAGUAGGAUCUACCAUAUAUAGAGACAAGGGAGGGAAAAUAAUCUCCAGGGAAGAAUGGAUCAGUAAACAAAAAAUGGAUAUGCAUGACAAGUAUGGAAGAGGUAAGAAAAAGGAAAAGGAAAAUCACGAUAAGGGGGGAGAAAAAAGAAAAAAAAAAGAAAAAGGUGUAAGUGAAAAGGAUUCGAAGAAACUUGAAUGGGAAAGUGGUCUGAUUCAAAAAGAAAUUCAAAAAAAAAUUAUGCAAGAAAAUGAUAAGUUGAUAAAUAAAAGAAACAUAGUAAAUUAUGAUUAUGAUUCAGAUUAUGAUUUAGAGUUAAAGAAUAUGCAAAGAAAAGAGGAUCCUAUGAAUAUCUAUUUGGGCCAAAAGGAACAAGCAUCCAAAGCAACAUGCAGAUAUCAGUCCCCAUACAACAGGUUCAACAUUUUGGCUGGUUAUAGAUGGGAUGGUGUUGUACGAGGAAAUGGAUUUGAGAAGAGACGUUAUGAAGCUCUUAAGUUAAAGCAACAUAGAGACAAAAUGGGAUAUCUGAACAAUCUGUCCGAAUUGUAG
This is a messenger RNA of Plasmodium gonderi, 1416 nucleotides long. Its product is annotated as pre-mRNA-splicing factor. Bases 1 to 1416 code for a protein of 471 amino acids. Gene Ontology annotation, biological process: mRNA splicing, via spliceosome. Gene Ontology annotation, molecular function: RNA binding. Lineage: Eukaryota; Apicomplexa; Aconoidasida; Haemosporida; Plasmodiidae. Gene Ontology annotation, cellular component: U2-type spliceosomal complex; RES complex. The transcript has a single exon. The record is from RefSeq and is a predicted model, not a curated record.